AUGGGCGCCAACGACAAGCCUACUGUCCCUACCACUCCCCCACACGCCUGGCCUGUGCCCGAACAGUGGCCCGCCGCAAAGGUCAGGCAGACCUUUAUCGAGUACUUCCAAAAGCAACCUCAAUUUGAGCACACUUUCUGGAAAUCGAGUGGAGUCAUCCCCUUUGACGAUGACACCCUUCUCUUUGCCAACGCUGGUAUGAACCAGUACAAGCCGCUCUUCCUGGGCACCGCCGACCCCAAGAGCGACCUGUCCAAGCUGGUCCGAGCGGUCAACAGCCAGAAAUGCAUCCGCGCGGGUGGCAAGCACAACGGUGCAGAUCUCGACGAUGUGGGAAAGGACACCUACCACCACACAUUCUUUGAAAUGUUGGGCAACUGGUCAUUCGGCGACUACUUCAAGCUCGGCGCCCUCACCAUGGCCUGGGAUCUCCUCACCCGUGUCUAUGGCCUCCCCAAAGACAGACUCUAUGUCACCUACUUUGAAGGUGAUGCUAAACAGGGCCUGGAGCCCGACACGGAGGCUCAGCAGCUCUGGAGAGAUCUCGGUGUUCCCGAGAGCCAUAUUUUGCCCGGUAACGCCAAGGACAACUUCUGGGAAAUGGGUGCCACUGGCCCUUGCGGUCCCUGUUCCGAAAUUCACUUUGACCGCAUCGGCGGCCGUGAAGCUGCCCAUCUCGUCAACGCAGACGACCCCGACGUCCUCGAAAUUUGGAACAAUGUGUUCAUUCAAUACAACCGAGAACAAUCCGGCGAGCUCCGUCCCCUUCCUGCCAAGCACGUCGACACUGGUAUGGGUUUCGAGCGUCUCGUCUCUGUCCUCCACAAUGUCCGAUCCAACUAUGACACUGAUGUCUUUACUCCCAUCUUUGCCAAAAUCCAGGAGUUGACUGGUGCGCGAGCCUACGAGGGCAAGCUUGGAGAGGCCGACAAGGACGGCAUCGACACUGCCUACAGGGUCAUUGCCGACCAUAUCAGGACCCUGACCAUUGCCAUCUCUGACGGCGGUGUCCCCGACAAGGACGGCCGAGGCUAUGUCCUCCGACGAAUUUUGAGACGAGGUGUGCGAUACGCGAGCAGCAAGUUCAACGUCAAGAUCGGUUCAUUCUUCUCUUCCCUUGUGCCUACUGUCAUCGAGUCUCUGGAACCCAUCUUCCCCGAGGUCAACAGCAAGCGCAAGGAGCUCAUCGAGAUUCUUGACGAGGAAGAGGCUUCUUUCGCCCGAACCCUCACUCGAGGCGAAGCCCUCUUCAACAAGUACGCCGCCCUUGCUCACGAAGAGAAGAGGACCGUUCUCUCUGGAAAGGACAUCUGGAGGUUGUACGACACCUACGGUUUCCCCGUCGAUCUUACUCAGAUUAUGGCGGAGGAGCGUGGAUUGAAGGUCGACGAGGAAGCUUUCGAAAAGGCCAGGCUCGAGUCGCUCGAGGCGAGUAAGGCUGGCGGAAAGGAAAAGACUGGUGCCCAGGUCAAGCUUGAUGUGCACGACUUGGGUGCUCUCGAGGCCAACGACGCCGUCCCCAAAACCGACGACUCUGCCAAGUACGGCCGCGAGGACAUUACCGCCACUGUCAAGAGCAUCUACCACUCUUCCAAAUUCUACUCUUCCACCUCUGAACUCCCUCCCAACUCUGUCUUUGGUGUCCUUUUGGACAAGACCAACUUCUACGCCGAGUCUGGUGGUCAAGAGUAUGACACUGGUGUGCUCGCCAUCGAUGGUCAGGCCGAGUUCAAGGUCGCCGACGUGCAGGUAUACAACGGCUAUGUCUUGCACGUUGGUCAGCUUGAAGAGGGUGAGAUCAAGGUUGGAGACGAGGUGAUCUGCACCUACGACGAGCUCCGACGAUGGCCCAUCCGUAAUAACCACACCGGUACUCACAUCCUCAACUUUGCCCUCCGUGAGGUUCUCGGCGACCACAUCGACCAGCGAGGCUCCCUUGUUGCGCCCACCAAGCUCCGCUUCGACUUUUCCCACAGCAAAUCCAUCACCGUUCCUCAAUUGACCAAGAUUGAGGAGAUUUCCAACGAGUGGAUCAAGAAGGCCGCCCCUGUCUACUCAAAGGAGAUGGCUUUGGCUGAGGCGCAGAAGAUUCCUGGUCUUCGUGCGGUCUUUGGUGAGGCUUACCCCGACCCUGUUCGAGUCGUCUCCAUUGGUUUCCCUCUGGAAGAAAUCGCUGCCAACAUCGAGGACAAGAGGUGGGCGACCACGAGUAUCGAGUUCUGCGGUGGUACACACGUUGCCAAGACGGACGACAUCAAGGACUUUGUCAUUGUUGAGGAGUCUUCAAUCGCCAAGGGUAUCAGGCGUGUAGUUGCUGUUACCGGGCACGAUGCCCAUGAAGUCUCAAGAAAGGCUGUCGAGUAUGAGAGGAAGUUGGAGACCAUCCGAGGGCUGCAGGGCAAGGAAAAGGAGGCUGCGAUGAAACCGUUCUUGACUGAACUCGGUCAGAGCGGUAUCUCCCUGAUCAAGAAGAGCGUCUUGAAAGAGCAAUUUGAGAAGAUGGCUGGAGAGCUUGCGGCUGCUGCCAAAGCCAAGAUCGCCGCCGACUCCAAGAUUGUGACCGAGACAAUCAAAGCCUACUUCAAGGAGAACCCUAAUGAGAACGUCUUUGCCGCCUCGUUCGACGUCGGAGGCAACUCCAAAACUUUGGCUGCUGCUGCUACCGCUGGUAAGGCUACCGGUAAAGCCAUCUACGCUUUCAGCGCCGAUCCCGAGACUGGCAAAGUCGCCCAUAUCAACUACUUGCCCAAGGAGGUCGUUGCGGAAAAGAAGCUUGAUGCAAAGAUCUGGUUGAACGAGGUAGCCAAGGUUCUUGGUGGAAAGGGCGGUGGACGAGACGACAGUGCUACUGGUGUUGGAAGCGAAGUUGCUAAGAUUGACGAGGCCAUCGUCGUUGCCACGACUGUAUACAAGAAGAGGGUUGAGGGUGCUUAA
Messenger RNA from Cryptococcus amylolentus CBS 6039, 2934 nucleotides. RefSeq names its product alanine-tRNA ligase. The record is from RefSeq and is a predicted model, not a curated record. The transcript is spliced from 9 exons. NCBI's taxonomy places the organism in Eukaryota, Fungi, Basidiomycota, Tremellomycetes, Tremellales, Cryptococcaceae. The coding region runs from base 1 to 2934 and encodes 977 amino acids. Gene Ontology annotation, biological process: alanyl-tRNA aminoacylation; tRNA modification. Gene Ontology annotation, molecular function: amino acid binding; aminoacyl-tRNA deacylase activity; nucleic acid binding. Gene Ontology annotation, cellular component: cytoplasm; mitochondrion.